GGAGCUCUCCACUGGAGAGUGCACACACACAUACACACACUCACACACAGGCAGAGCAGAGCAGAGCAGAGCAGAGGAGCUCUCAUCCAGAUCGGUGCCAGACGCACGGUCGACUUUUUGUUUUUGCACGAAUUUUACUACGUUUUUGUUGAAUUUUUUAAAAUUGAGAACAGUUAAUACUUCACUUUUAUAUCAAGUUUGAAGCUUUUUAAGUUUGUUUGUGAUUCUUUACGCAUCUUUGGAAUAUAUUUCGUGAUUUAAGGUGGAUACUUCACGACGCGCAGAAGUCAUCGUGAAGAAGUUCGACCAGGAUUGUUUCUUUCCGACGCAGGAGCGCGCAGCAGCCCAGAGCGCUUCGAGAAAAAAAAAACUUGUCAGUGCGACUUCAUCUGGGGUGCUUUUUUGAAUUGAGCCGUCCCAGAAAUGGUGGGGCACCUACACUUACAAGCGAUGGAUGAUAGUCUCAAAGGAAAGAACCGAGAAGGACUGCUCGACAGUCCGGAUUCGGGAUUGCCCCCCAGUCCCAGUCCGCCCUUCUGCUCACUCUCUCCGGGUCUGAUCGAGUCGCGCUCCAGCAGCUGCACGACGCCCGUCGAAAGCCAUCAUGGUUAUUGUAAAAAGGAAAGCAGAGAAGGCAAACUGCUGCCCUACCUGCUGCUGAACUCCACAGGAACAGACCCAAAGACUCGCAUGUACCCCGUGUUCUUUGGAGAAAGCAUCGAAGUCAACCCCAAGCCAGAGCAGGAAAUCAAGUGCAACUCUGAGGUCAAGUAUGACUCUGACAAACAUUACCGGGACCGGGUUUAUUGCGCACCUGUUCCCACAGCCACCUCCUUCAGCGAGACAGUGGUGGCAGUGCAGAACUGCACUUGGAGGAGCUACAAGUCCCAGGUGUACUUAGAGCCGCGGCAGAGGCCCAUCAGCUACCAGAGCACCACCAUCAUCUACCCGAAACACGCCAAGAACACUUACCGCACCACGCUCAACUACAAUGCCACAGGCUCCCGCCGCUGGUUUGUCUCCACGGUGCAGCUGGAGUCAAGUGAGGAUACUAGUCCCUGUAUCAUCUACACAGAAGACCUGUAGAGUCCAGACCGGGCCAGCCCAGGGCUACCCUGGGGAUCAUGUUGUGUGUUUUUUUUUUUUUGGAGGACGAGGAACUUGGGAAGGCCCAAAUUAAAAGGGAAAUACUUCAAGUUAUACCUGGAGCCCCUAAAACCCUGCUCUGUUCAUCUUUACUCGCUAUGGAGGAAACUCUGGGAACCCUUUAGUGACAUUUCACCUGAGUGUAUUUAGACUUUCUACUGAUGCAGUCUUUAAAAAGGGAGUUGGUCCUCUGUCAGUUUAAAGCUGUACUUCAAUGGCUAAUGUCUUAUUUAAUACAAGAGCUGACAAAUUGGUGGUCUUUGCUCUCCUUCAGGUUGGAUUGUAACCUCAGUGAAGGUAACGAUCAGAUUGUAGAUGUCUGUGCAUGUAGAGAAAAAUCAAGAUGACACGUGUCAUGGGAGCUCGCGCAAAACCCAGUCACACCAAUGCAAAGCUUUCUAGUAUGGCUUUAUUGCACUUGUUUUCUAUAUAUCACAGUCCUCCCAGUGGACUUGGCAUUGCAGGGGGAGAAGUUCAGUGCUGCAUAUGAAAAAUUGGACCAAAGACAGUUUAUCUCUUAACUCCACACAGUGAGACAGCACACUUGCUUUUGUUUCACAGUUUUAAUUAACACGCAUUCAAACAACAGCUUGUCUAUUUUGAUCAAGUGUUCAGUUAAACUAUACUGCAUAUUGCUAGGUGUUCUGUUUCUUCACCAGAACCACAGCGGUCUGUAGAGUUUGGACUGAAGUCUAAUCAAAAGAAGGAUGAGAGCACAAUAACAAGAGAUUGCCUAGGGAGAAUUUAAAAAGGGAGAUAUUUAAAGCUUCUGAAAACCUGGUUUCAAAUCUCAUUAAAGUAUAGAUUCAUGCUGGAUCAUUGCAGUUUAGGUUUUAACGCCUGUUAAACUUAAUUUGAAUACUUUGGUUAGGAUAAUGUUGGAGUUGAAGGUGUUUUUGUAAAAGAGGUUCUUGUUUGGUCUCUAGGAGGUGCUGAAAGGUUUAAGUUUGGGGAGGAAACAUCCUUAUGCUAGCAGGUUAUUUAUUAAGAGUUUAAUGCUUAAAAAGUUGAUCUGCUUCAUCAGGACUAUGUGGGUGUAGGACCACAUCAUCUGUAGUUACAAGAUGACUGAUAACAUAGUUUGGCCUUUGAGAAAGGUGACAGUCAUCGUAUGGUUUAUUUUUUUUCAGUUAAUAGAACAGUUUGUUUUUUUUUACCUGGUGUCAGAUGGUGGAGUCGCACAAUAAAAUGCCAAAAAAUUAGACAAUCAAGGGAAGUACUGACACUUCUCUGUCACAACUCUUGGUACGGAACAAGCUGUACAGAUGCAGUGGCACUCACCUGUUUACUUCUCCAAGAGAGUCAUUAGUCAAACACAAAAACAAGAACUGUUUCCAGUUUUGUCUGGAUGGUUUAGAGCUGUGAGAAGUCGACAUAUCGCUGUUUCAGCUGCCUCUCUAAAUAAGGCUAACACUGAUCUGGAUUGCACCAGCUAUUCAUAAAUGUAUCACAAAGUUUGCAGAUAAAGUAACGUCGAAGUAAUGAUUUACUCAUAGUGCACAAUUGAAAUCUCUUAGCUAGUAAAGUUAACUUCACAACAAUAACUUAACAAUAACUUCACAACAAUAACUUCCAAAAAAAUUACAGUUUUAUGGGAGUAAACAUCAUAUUCAACUUGACUACUUUUUUUUUAUGUAGGUAAUAAUUGUUUUGUUUAUAAGUGCAUACAUGGAGAAAUAUGUUUUUUUCCCCAAUGUAUUCAUGCAUUAUCCAGUUACUAUCUAACAUUAUUUAGUUUGAAAUGUUUGUCAGUGUAAGGUUUAAUAAGUAAUUUUAGGUAUGAUUUAAGAUGAAAUUUAUAUUCAAAUAUUCCCCAUCUGUCAGGUGAGAUAUUUCAACCAUAUUAUAUAUUACCUAUUUCAGUCUUCGUUGUUAAUGGGCCAAGCUAACGUUGGCUUUGUCACUUGGUUCCAUUAAACCUGGCAUACAAAUGUAACACCAACCAGUCUCUACAUAAGAAUUAGUUUGCUUGAUGCAACUCCUUUUGCUGUAGUGAUGUGUAAAUCCCCACUUGCAACAUAACUAGGCCUGAAUUUACGAAUAGCUGGUGCAACCCAAUGUUUCAAGUUAUCAGAUAUCAAAAAAUAUAUAUAUGUGAAAAGUCGGGCAGUGAAACCAAAUUAGAUUUCCCUGUUGAAGAUGUAAGAUAGAUUGUAUUGAUCAUUUUCAUGACUUCUUUAUGUGUCUGUCUUUUACAUAUAUAUAUAUAACUGAACAUGGCAAAUAUUGAAACUUCAGACUUUACCUCAAAUUUUCUUAGGUAUCAGUUUUAUUUCAUUGCAAAUGUGUAUUCCCAGUUUUCAUUUGAGGUCUUGAGCGUGUGAUCUUGUUUUAUUUUGUAGUUUGAAAUACCCUCCAGGUAUGUGUGGAGUAGAAAGGACAUAGAGGGCACAAAGUGGAGGAGUUGCAUCAGUGCUGUUGGUACUGAGUUUUAACGAGGGAACAGUAAGUAGCAAUACAAAGAGCAAGACAAUGGGAGAAAAGUCAGAUCUGCUCUUUCAAAAGAAAAAGAUGAGAUGAGGAAAUUGUUCCAGAGAUGAUUUUUUUUAAUACAACAGUUAAGUUCCUGGCAAGAUAGUGGAGAGUUUUGCUAUGUGUUGAUGGUCUGUGAAAUGUCAGAGAAUGAUGAGAGAAAGUUGGUGGGUGUCAAGUUAAACACGUUGGUGGGUUUAUGUGAGAUACUUUUGUGUUUCCUAACACUUGAUUUUGUUACUGUAAAAUAUUUUCCUGUUGUAUAUGUGGCAUCGAGGCACUUCAUAAUUCUCUUUAUAUUUUUGUACGUCAAUCAUUGUUCCUGCUCUGAUCAAGGAAAAUAAUUUAAAAAGAUGUAUAUCCUAAUUGAAUAAAAAAAAAAAAAAAAGAAUUUCCCAAACCCUAA
Messenger RNA from Lates calcarifer (barramundi perch), 4024 nucleotides. It is a transcript of the gene rflna, whose product is annotated as refilin A. The record is from RefSeq and is a predicted model, not a curated record. Gene Ontology annotation, biological process: skeletal system morphogenesis; actin filament bundle organization; negative regulation of chondrocyte development. Gene Ontology annotation, cellular component: actin filament bundle. NCBI's taxonomy places the organism in Eukaryota, Metazoa, Chordata, Actinopteri, Centropomidae. The coding region runs from base 424 to 1086 and encodes 220 amino acids. The transcript has 4 exons. Gene Ontology annotation, molecular function: filamin binding.